This is a messenger RNA of Ceratina calcarata, 3202 nucleotides long. RefSeq names its product phosphatidylinositol glycan anchor biosynthesis class A (gene PIG-A). Gene Ontology annotation, biological process: GPI anchor biosynthetic process. Gene Ontology annotation, cellular component: glycosylphosphatidylinositol-N-acetylglucosaminyltransferase (GPI-GnT) complex. The transcript is spliced from 9 exons. The record is from RefSeq and is a predicted model, not a curated record. The coding region runs from base 436 to 1764 and encodes 442 amino acids. Gene Ontology annotation, molecular function: phosphatidylinositol N-acetylglucosaminyltransferase activity. Lineage: Eukaryota; Metazoa; Arthropoda; Insecta; Hymenoptera; Apidae.
ACCCUCGUUUCACUUCAUUAUUAAUAAUGAUAAUUUAUAAUCAUACUGUACAAUCAUGUAUUUUUUAAAAAUAUUAUUAGUGAAUUUAUCGAUGUUUAAAUGUUUACAAAUCAGAACGGUUCCGUUCUAUCAUGAGUAGAUAUAAAUAAAUAAGAAUUUGUAUCAUAAUAGCAUUUAUAACCUAGUCUAAUUUUGUACAAGUGCGAGAUGAAUUAAAAUUUGUCAACUCAUUCGAAUAACUAUUAGAAUAAUGAAUUAUUUAAGAUCGUCAUGGUGUUCGUCGAUUUAAAAUGAAAUUGAGAAGCACACAUGCAACAUGCGUCGCCGAUUAUUAUUUCAUAUCUCAAUCGAUGAUCAACGAAUUUUCAAAUGCCUUUUAAAUGAUUAUCACUGAUAAUCUUGUGUCGUGAGUCAUGCUGAAACAUAGGCGUUACAAUGAAACCCGUAAAACAUAAAAUUUGUAUGGUGUCUGAUUUUUUUUAUCCUAACAUGGGUGGCGUAGAAGAGCAUAUCUUCAACUUGUCUCAGUGUUUACUCGGGCAUGGGCACAAGGUCGUCAUUCUAACUCACUCCUAUGGUGACAGAGUCGGAGUACGUUACAUGACGAAUGGCCUAAAAGUAUAUUAUAUACCAGUACAGGUAUUCUACAACCAAUGUGUUCUUCCAACGAUGAUCUGCUCCCUCCCUCUUAUCAGAUAUAUCUUCUUGAGAGAAGAGAUCGAAAUAGUACAUGGCCAUUCCGCGUUCUCAGCCCUUGCUCACGAAGGAAUGCUAAUUGGCCGUUUGAUGGGACUAAAAACUAUUUUCACAGAUCAUUCGCUUUUCGGCUUCGCGGACGCGUCUGCGAUUUUAACGAACAAAUUUUUGGAGAUAUCAUUAGCCGAUUGCAACCACUGCAUAUGCGUGUCUCACACAGGGAAAGAGAAUACGGUUCUAAGAGCAAAGGUUCAAAAGGAGAAAGUAUCCGUCAUUCCGAACGCAGUUGACACUACGUUGUUCAUGCCAGAUACCAGUAAACGAGACAAUGAUUUUAUCACGAUAGUCAUAGUGUCGCGACUAGUAUAUCGCAAAGGUGUCGAUUUAUUAGCUCGUAUCAUACCCGAUAUUUGUAGUCGGUACGAGGACGUGCAAUUUCUAAUCGCCGGGGACGGCCCUAAGAGGUGGCUGAUAGAGGAAGUGCGGGAGAGAAAUCUGUUGCAGCACAGAGUCACGUUGCUCGGUAGCUUGGAUCAUUCACAGAUCGGGUCGGUCUUGAACAAAGGCCACAUAUUCCUGAAUACAAGCUUGACCGAAGCGUAUUGCAUGGCGAUCGUCGAGGCGGCGUCCUGCGGUUUACAAGUUGUUUCGACGAAGGUCGGCGGAAUACCUGAAGUGUUGCCUUCGGAUUUGAUUUACUUGGUAGAACCCACGGUGCCUGGUCUUAUCGAGGGACUAGAGUCUGCCAUAUCUGAUUACAAAGAAGGCAACACGAGAUGUCCAUUAGAAACGCAUAAAAGAAUAAGUUUGUAUUAUAAUUGGUUCAAUAUUACAAGGAGAACCGAGGUUGUUUAUAAUCUAGUGAAAAAAGAGGACGAGAAGAAGUUAGGCCAACAAUUGGCUAGUUACGUCCGCAGCGGUGUGUUAGCGUAUUUGCUUGUUGUGUCGUUGUGUUAUAUCAUUUUACAAGGUUUAGAAGUUCUUGUGCCGAGAAAGUAUAUUGACGUUGCGAAAGAUUACACCGAAAUUAACGUGAUUCAUCCUCAGGGAGAAGGGAAAGAAGAGUAAUUAGAUGUACAUACGAAUACAUUCCUGUUGGGAAAAUAACACGGAGCCUACCGUUUGAAGGGUAGAGCGUGAGAGACAUUGAGGCACAACAGAGAAAUAGUAGUUAAAUCGAAGAAACGUUGUGUUAUAAGUUGUGUUGUGUUAUAAUUGUGUUGUGUUAUAAUUGUGUUGUAGAAACGACGGAAGAGAUGAAAUCCCUUGCGACUUUUCAUGGCAACGCUGGUUAUGUGAGAUAGUUUUUAAAUAGAACUUGCAUGGUUCAAAUAGGUGGAUUUUUUAAUGAAAACGAAUUCUUUUUAAUGUUAUUAUUUAAUGAGAUACGAUGGUCAAGUUUGAUUUUUCAAAUGGGACUAUGUAUUUCUUUUUGUAUUACUUGAUAGCAAUUUUCAAGAUGAUUUCGUUUAUCUUUCAUGUGUAAAGUCGAUUUUAAUUAGAGUUUGAGAUGUUGAAUUCAAAGACUAACUAAUUUUUACGAAGUGAGAAAUGGAAGCACAGAAGGGAAUCUUGUUGCGAUUAAGCUGCUUGAGAUACGUACGAUCUAGCUAUCACAAAGGAUAAUACUUUCUGAAAUUUGACUGAACUCCAUGCAACACUUCUCCUUGUUCGCUUAGUUAGAUAUUUAUUGCGCUUCCAAAGGUAAAACAUGUUUGUAUACGGGAAUCUGGUCGAUUUGUCUUAUUUCAAAAAUUAGGUUUUGAGAUAUUCCAUUCCAAAAUUUGCUAACUUCUUUCAAGGAUUUUAAAACUCUUUUCAAUGAAGAAAAUGCAUUUAAUGUUUCUAAUAUCUGAAAUUACUUCUGUUAUAUGUAUUAUUGCAUUUAAUUGAGAAUUAUGUUGAGUGACGAACUAGCAUCCUCAGAUUGCGGAUUUUUAUGAAUAAAAUUAAAAAAACGAAUUGUCUAUAAACAUUUGUCUUCUCUAUAAAUUUUACUUUGUAUGUUUCGUAUUUAUUUAUAUAUUACUACAUACCGUGUCUAUGUAAAUUAUUAAAAAUUCCCAUAAAUGCAUAAACAUCCGCAGUCUACUUAACGCUAUUAACAUAAUUAACUCACCCAAUUCUAUCUUAUGUAAAAUAUUCAUUCAUCUUGACCUCUGUCCUACCCAUCCCUAGCAUCCCUAUUCCUAACUGUUUUGUCCAUUGUACCUUAUUAUUGUCCUUUGGGACAUAAUUUUCAUUUAAUAUAAAUUAUGGAUGGAGAAAUUGUUAAAAAUUUCUCACGUUGUUGAAAAUUCUUUAUAUAAUGCGGAAAAAUAUUGUCUUCUAUGCCAGGCGAUCCUAUUUCAAGCCAUAUCCAUUUUAAAAGACUUACAAGAAUCCAGUGCUGUCCUCUCCAUUUGUACUCUUGAAGAAUUAACAAAUUUUGCAGUUUAAUAUCUCGAAACCUAAUUAAUCAGGACUGUAGAUUUCUUUAAUUACUGCUUAAUAAUUAACAACCAAA